This is a messenger RNA of Sipha flava (yellow sugarcane aphid), 8042 nucleotides long. It is a transcript of the gene Lar, whose product is annotated as tyrosine-protein phosphatase Lar. Lineage: Eukaryota; Metazoa; Arthropoda; Insecta; Hemiptera; Aphididae. The record is from RefSeq and is a predicted model, not a curated record. Gene Ontology annotation, biological process: protein dephosphorylation. The transcript is spliced from 31 exons. Gene Ontology annotation, molecular function: protein binding; protein tyrosine phosphatase activity. Bases 412 to 6606 code for a protein of 2064 amino acids.
GGUGCCGUCGUCAUCGUGUUAUCGUAUCGUUUGUGUCUGUGUGCGUUUUCGUUGCGCGUGUGCUCGUAUAUCAGACUGUUCGUAUCAGGGUGCGUGAGCGCCGUGUGUGCUAGUGUGUGUGUGUAUUCUACCCUGUCACCCUUAUGUCCCUUCCGUUCUUUAUCGUAAACAAAGUUAUCGGUUUUUUCCCAACGUCCCCGAAAGUACUCAGGACGCGUAACAGAAAACAAUAACUCUAAACUUUUUAGGAUACGCUCGUUCUCGUCGUUUGUGUCUUCUGUGCUGGCCGGAAGUGUACAAAGGUACGCACAAAUCGCAGCCGUGUCGAAGAAAACGAGAUGUCUUAAAUUUCUUUGAUUUUGUUUAAGUGUGUUUCACUUAUUUUCAAGAAAAUUCUUCAUUUGGCUGACGAUGUGCUCGAGCAGCUCUUGGCGAGCACUGGUUAUCACAGUGUUAGCCUGUUCAGCAGUCUGCGCGUUUGCUUCUGGCGCCAAUUUCUCCGCAUUUCCAUUUAUUCAAUACUUGACACAGCCUCCGUCGUUAACAGUUAAGCCGAGACCACAGCAGGCGAAAACCAAUAGUGUGGCUUCGUUUUACUGUGGUGCCCGUGGUGACCCCCGUCCUACCAUCCAAUGGAAAAAGAACAACAAGCGGGUAACGGAUUCGUUGAGUCGAUAUGAAAUCGUGGAUAAAGUGGUUGGUGACAGUGAAACCGGGUCGGUUUUGCGCAUAGAGCCUACUCGGGCGCCUAGGGAUAACGCGGUCUACGAAUGUUUUGCCGAAAAUGGCGUGGGUGAUGCUGUCAGUGCAAAUGCUAAACUUGAAGUGUAUGAUGAGUUGCCACCAGGAUUUCCAGUGAUUACCGAAGGCCCGGGUAGUCACAAAUCUAUUGAAGUGGGACAUAAUGCCGUAUUGCAGUGCUCAGCCUCCGGUAAUCCGUCGCCAACUAUUUAUUGGCUUCGAGAAAAUAUGCGACUAGAUUUGGACACGAACCCUAGAUACUCAAUUCUUGACAAAGGAUUUCCAGGUGCUUUGCAAAUUAGUGAUAGCCAAGAAACGGACCAGGGCAAAUACGAGUGCGUGGCUGAAAAUUCUGUGGGUACGCAACAUGCUACAGCUAUCAUGCUAUGGGUCAGAGUUCGCCGAGUGCCACCACAAUUUUCCAUUCCUCCGCCAACUAUGGAAAAGGUAAAAGUCGGUGAAAACGUCAGUAUACCCUGCGUGGCCAUCGGUUCACCAAUGCCUUAUGUGAAGUGGCGCCGUGGGAAAACCACGGAACUUUCACCCGAAGAUAAACUGCCUGUGGGUAGGAACGUGUUGAAUUUGACCAACGUACAACUUUCGGACAAUUACACAUGCAUAGCAGCCUCGUCUCUAGGCAUGAUAGAAGCGACGACUUUCAUUAAAGUUUUGACGCUACCCAGUCCGCCGAUCGAAGUCAAAGUGUCGGACGUGACGUCCACAUCGGUUAAGCUGAGCUGGUCGCACCCCAACCCGGACGACAUACAAUACUAUACGAUAUCGCAUAAGCCCAGGUCGGCGUCACAGUCGCCGGGCGUAAUCAGCGGCGUAGUCACCAUGUACUAUACGAUACGGCCGCUGAGUCCGUACACCCAGUACGAAUUCACCAUAUCGGCUGUCAACGGGUUCGGGCACGGCCCACCCUCGCCGCCUAUAGUAGCUACCACCGGUGAAACAGCGGAUCUAUCUGCUUUUGGUGAAGGUGCAAAACCCGGGACCGCUCCCAGGAACAUUCAAGUACGUUUGCUGAGUUCGAGCACUAUGGUCAUACAAUGGGAAGAGCCCGAAACGCCUAACGGUCAAGUGAUUCGGUAUAAGGUGUACUACACGACGAACCCGGACCAGCAGUUGUCGUCGUGGAACACAAUGGUGGUAGACAAUAAUCAACUGACUACUAUCAACGAACUGACGCCUCUCUCCGUGUACACCAUACGAGUGCAAGCGUUUACCAGCGUAGGACCUGGGCCCCUCUCAUCGCCCGUUCAGGUCAAAAUGCAACAAGGAGUGCCCAGUCAACCUAGAGACUUGCGAGUAAACGAAAUCGAAGAAACAUCUAUUGGACUUCAAUGGGCUAAACCCAAUCAAGUUGGUGAACAAAUUCUCAGCUACGAACUUUAUUGGAACGAUACAUACGCCAAGGAAAAACACCAUCGGCGCAUACCGGUAUCGGAGAGUUACUCAUUGACCGGACUUUACCCGAACACUCUGUACUACAUGUGGCUGGCGGCUAAAUCGCAGCGCGGCGAAGGAGCACCGACACCACCGAUCCAAGUGCGGACCAAACAAUACGUACCCGAAGCGCCUCCACAGAACGUGACCGCCGAGGCCAUCAGCCCCACGUCCAUUUCGGUCCAGUGGAUGCCUCCGCUGUCGGACCGCAGUAACGGUCAGAUAAUCUACUACAAGGUAAUGGCCACGGAGAGCGGUAUGUCGGACUCUGAAGCCGAACCGUACCGGGUAGAGAAUGUCACUUCGAUAACGCUAGAAGACCUGAAACGGUGGACCGAAUACAAGAUCUGGGUACUAGCCGGCACGUCCGUCGGAGACGGUCCGACCUCUACUCCGAUUACGGUUCGCACCCGCGAAGACGAAUUGAAUAUGCCAGGACCUCCCACCGACGUCAAAGUUCAACCUGUUAAUUCGUCAACUAUACAUGUGCAGUGGCGACCUCCCACCGAAGAAGACCGUCAUGGAAUCAUAAGAGGAUACCACAUACACGUCCAAGAAGCCAAACCUGAGGGUAAUGCGUUACUUAACGAACCAUUGAGAUUUGAUGUAGCUGACGCGCUAGAGAGUAAUGUCACCGGUCUACAACCGGACACUUUGUAUGCAAUCCAAGUAGCAGCUAUCACUCGCAAAGGUGAUGGUGAUCGUAGUCAUCCAGUCAAAAUCAAAACACCUGGUGGUGUACCCGUUAGACCUGUUGUUAACCUCAAGGUGUUGGAAAGAGAACCAAAAGUCAAUAUAGAACUAGAAUGGACUAGACCUACGAAUACAUAUGGUGAACUAUUGGGAUACAAAUUACGUUAUGGGAUUCGAGGACAAGAAAUGUUUGAAAUUAUGAUGACUGAAAAUAAAAGGCGAAUUACAGACUUAGAACGAGGUGUUGAAUAUGAAUUUCAUAUAUCUGGUCAAAACCAAGUGGGUUUCGGUCAAGAAGCCACUGAAUACUUUAAUACUCCUGAAGGACCACCUACUGGUCCACCAAUAAACGUAUCAUAUGAAUUCCAGACUCCUGAUGUUGUUUGCAUUAUUUGGGAAGAACCAUCUCGUGAACAUCGUAAUGGACAAAUUAUUCGUUAUGAUGUACAGUUUCACAAAAAAAUAGACCAAUCUACUAUUACUCACAGAAAUACUACCUUGAAAAAAGUUGUAUUUUCUGGAUUAGAAGAAGCCACUGAAUAUGUUGUUACUGUUAGAGCAGUGACGGCCGAAGGUGAUGGACCAUGGAGUCCACGGAUGACUAUUAAUACUACUAGAGAAAUGGUUCGGGCACCAAUGGGUGUUAAAGCUGUAGCAACAUCUGAUCAAAGUAUUCAAGUUUGGUGGGAGGCUGUACCAGUACGUGUUAAAAUCAACGGUUAUCGUGUGUACUAUACAAUGACAGCAGUGGAAGAUCUUAAUCAAUGGAACAUCAAAGAUGUCCCUGCUACUGAAUCUACCGAUCUUGCUAAUCUUGAAAAAAUGGCCCAGUAUGCCAUUGCUGUGACAGCACGUAUAGAUAAUGGCUUUGGAAGAUUGUCUGAGAAAAUUACUGUUAUUGUGAAGCCAGAUGAGGUGCCAUUAAACUUACGUGCAUCAGAAGUUAGCACACACAGCAUGACAUUAUCCUGGACUCCUCCUAUCAAAUUAAACCCAAUCGGAUACAAGAUCUCAUUUAAUGCAGUAAAAGAAUUCAGAGAUUCUCAGGGUGUUACCCAAUUACAAAUUGUACCAGUUCGAGUCAUCGAAUUAGACAAAUAUGUGUUAAGUCAUACAAUUGAUGAAUUAUCUCCAUUUAUAAGUUAUGCUGUAAAUGUUAGUGCUGUACCGUCUGACCGAAGUUAUAGGCCACCUUCAAGGAUAACAGUUACUACACAAAUGGCCGCCCCUCAACCCAUGGUGAAGCCUGAUUUUUUCGGAGUUGUGAAUAUGCAAAAAAUACACGUUAUACUUCCUCAAGCAUCAGAAGAAUAUGGUCCAAUUUGCCAUUAUUAUGUAGUAGUUGUUCCAGAAAAUCCAGAUACUGCAAAUAUGAAUCCUGAUGAGUUUUUAAAUCAAAAAUUAGUGGAAAUUUCUCAACAAGAAUUUUUGGCUGAGGGUGAGCCAUACAUUGCUGCUAAAUUCCCUCAUAGAACCAUACCUUGGACCUUUUAUCUGGGUAAUGGUGAAACGUAUGAUGGGUUCCUAAAUAGAAAACUUGAUCAAAACGUUAAGUACAGAAUUUUCGUACGAGCUUUUGUUGAUACUCCACAAAAACAUUUAUAUACAUCUAGUCCAUUCUCUGAACCUAUUUCAUUAGAAAUGCGUGAAGUCGGUCCUGAAGAAGUUCCAAAACGGCCUGAAAUACGAGACAUGAAUCUUCCUAGUAACACAGGUUCUAGUGGAGCAUCGAAUGAUCAUGUAAGCGUCAGAAGUAGUGCCACUCCUCCAGGACUGUUAUGGCUAGUUGGUCCUGUAAUCGCUGCAAUAUUACUUACUGCUGCUUUAAUAUUGUUGUUUGUAGUUAAAAAACGUCGACGACCGAGCAAAUACGGUGAAACGUCCGGCGUUACGAAACCUCUCAUCGGUAACUCUCAUCCCAACAACGACCCGGUGGAAUUGCGACGGUUGCAGUUUCAGACACCGGCGAUGGUGUCCCAUCCGCCGGUGCCGAUCAAUUAUCUGGCGCAGCACAUCGAACUGCUAAAAGCCAACGACAACUUCAAAUUUUCACAAGAGUACGAGUCGAUUGAGCCGGGCCAACAGUUCACGUGGGACCACUCGAACAUGGACGUGAACAAGCCAAAGAACCGGUACGCUAACGUGAUCGCGUACGACCACUCGAGGGUGACCCUGCAACCGAUCGAUGGGAUCCCGGGCAGUGAUUAUAUAAACGCCAACUACUGCGACGGUUACCGGAAGCACAACGCGUACAUAGCGACGCAGGGCCCGCUGCAGGAGACGUUCAGCGACUUCUGGCGCAUGUGCUGGGAGGUGCGCACCUCGACCAUUGUGAUGAUGACCAAACUCGAGGAGCGGACGCGCGUCAAGUGCGACCAGUACUGGCCGACCCGGGGCUCGCAAGUGUACGGCCCCAUCACGGUGACGUUGACCAAUGUACAGGAGUUAGCUACGUACGUGAUCCGGUCGUUCCAUCUGACCCGGGCCACUGACAACGAGACCAGGGAGGUGAAGCAGUUGCAGUUCGGCGCGUGGCCCGACCACGGCGUGCCAGACCAUCCGGCGCCGCUUUUGCAGUUCAUGAAACGUGUCCGCGCGGUGAACCUGAUGGACUCCGGCCCAGUGGUGGUGCACUGUAGUGCGGGCGUGGGCCGCACCGGUUGUUUCAUAGUGAUCGACGCGAUGCUGGAACGGGCCAAGAAUGAGCACAGCGUCGACAUUUACGCACACGUCACGUGCCUGAGAGCCCAACGAAACUACAUGGUCCAGACCGAGGAGCAGUACAUUUUCAUACACGACGCACUCUUGGAAGCAGUCACUUGUGGCGAAACCGAAGUGCCCGUCCGCAGUUUGCCCAUGCACAUCCAACAACUAUCGCAGAUGGAUCCUGGCACAACGGUUACAGGAAUGGAACUCGAGUUCAAGAAAUUAGCAUUGGUCAAAAGUGAAUUCUGCCGGUUCGUGAGUGCUAGCCUGCCUGUGAACAAACCGAAAAAUCGUCUGGUCCAUUUGCUACCGUACGAAAAUACCCGGGUGUGUCUGAGUGGAGGGUCUUCCAGGGGCCUGGAAGGAUCAGACUAUAUCAACGCUAACUUCAUAGAUGGCUACAGACAGCGUGGUGCUUACAUUGCGACCCAGGGACCUCUGCAGAUCACCACCGAUGAUUUUUGGCGCAUGCUGUGGGAGCACAAUUCAACAAUUGUGGUAAUGCUCACCAAACUUCACGAAAUGGGAAGGGAAAAAUGCUACCAAUAUUGGCCCUCCGAACGAUCAGUGCGGUACGACACGUUUGUUGUUGAACCUAUCACGGAAUACAAUAUGCCACAGUACAUACUUAGAGAGUUUAAGGUUACUGAUACGAUCGAUAACGGGUCACGGACCGUCAGGCAAUUUCAGUUCACUGACUGGCCAGAACAGGGCGUGCCCAAGUCGGCUGAAGGGUUCAUAGACUUCAUUGGACAAGUACACAAAACGAAAGAACAGUUCGGUCAAGAAGGUCCUAUUACAGUUCACUGCAGUGGUGGCGUGGGUAGGACAGGUGUAUUUGUGUCCCUGAGUAUCGUAUUAGAGCGAAUGCAAUGCGAAGGUGUAAUUGAUCUCUUUCAAACAAUCCGAAUCCUGCGAACGCAGCGUCCAGCUAUGGUUCAAACAGAGGAACAGUACCAGUUCUGCUAUCAAGCGGCACUCGAAUACCUAGGAUCGUUCGAACAAUACUCCGACUGAGACAGGCCAGACAUGUUCACGUACACUGAGCGCGCAGUUUAAAAAUCUGUUGACAAUGAUCAUUGUUGUCUUGCGUUCGCACGCACAUACGUGAACAGUCAGAGUGCCACCUCUACAUAGAUUAUUAUUAUUAUUUUAGUCAGCUGUAUAGACAUAGUUUUUCUUACACAAAUGUCUAUAUCCGUCUGUUAUCAUCAAUCUAGUCUUGAAACACACCACAUUCACUCAUUUAAACAAUCACACACACAUACUAUACCAUACAGGUAUAAAAUACCUAAGAAAUUUUAUUGUGUACCGCAUCAUACAUACAUAUAUAUGCACAUACACAUACAUGUUUAUAUUAUGUAUCGUUAUAAUAUGACUUAUUUACUCUUUUUGUUACUGUAUUUCCUAAUAUCAUUGAGUUUUUAUUUUUUAACUUUAAGAUUCGACUACAAGAUUAUAUCUUUUAACUUUUUGCUUAUUUCGAACAAAGUGUGGUGCAAUAUAUACACUCACAGAAUUUUCUUGAAGCCUUGCCCGAUAAACAACUAAUUACUAAUACUUUUUAUUUGUAAUAUAUUUAUAUAUGUAUGUGUGAUACGUAUGUAUGUAUCCAUAAUUAUAGGAAUAGUGUAUAGACCAAAAAUAUUUGUAAUGUGUAAAUUUAGGCAAUUUUUAAACAUAGUUAAUAUCGUUAUACAAAGAAUCCAUCGACUGAUGUAUUUAAGGAUAAUGCCUUUUGUGUUCCACGGUUAAUUUUAUUUGUAAUAUUAUUUUUAAUUUUUUAUUUUUUUAACUUUUUUUAAGUUAUUUUUUUUUCUAUUUAUUUUAAGUUGAAAGUUAAUAUUCUUCGUCCUACUUUAUUUUUAUCCUUAAGUACCCGACUCCACAUUUAUAUGCAUUUUUAUUAUUUAUGUAUUAUUAUGUACUUAUUACUACCUCUAUCCACCUGAAUGAUAUUUUGACCGAUAAAGAUCAUUUUUACAUUAAGUAUUAAACUUUUUUUUUUUAAUUUUAAUUAAAAAAAUAAGACAAUAUAAAAACUUACCCGUCCUUGAGAAUAAGCACGUUAGCAGUGUAAUUCUCUCUUUAAUCGCGCGUCGCUCGUACAUUUUUUCCUUUUUUCUAUAUAAAAUUUCGAAGCCAUUCACGCUUAAUCGAAAUACAAUCACUCUUGCAUAAUACUAGCUUUUUCUACGCUUGUAUAGGUUUAAAUAAUAUACACACAAUUUGAUCGGUUAACUGAAUAAUCGUUUUCGGCAUAUCAUAAUAAUAAUAUAUAAAAAAAAGGUACCGUUAUCCUUGGACAAAAUGUUUCUCUUUUGUACAUAGUAAUUAAUGAUUAGGACACAAUGAUUAUUAUAAUUGUAUAAAGAAUUGAAUGACAUAUUUGACGAGGUGAUUUAAUAUUGUUGACAAUUUAAUAGUUGAAAUAUUGUAUUGUAAAAAAAAAA